UUCACACUACAACUCCCAUGAUUCCGUGCAGUGAUCUUCGCAAUCUUCCUUUAAUCGCAUCAUCCAGGAGCUUCUGGAUCGCUGGGAUAAAGCAGGAGGAUUGAAGCUGAUUUUGUUUACAUGAUUUUUGGCUUUUCUUGAAAGCUGAAAGGUGGAACAGCGAUGAAAAUGGACUUAAAUGCCAUCAUAGAGAAGAUGGAAACGGGCGACCAGGACGCCGCACUGACAGCUUUACAGACCUAUAAUAAAGAGAAAUCACAGUGUUUUUUGUUUACCCCUGGGGAAGAGGAAGACAGAGAGGAUGGACAUUUGAAUGAGCGUCUGGGUGAGUUAGUGUUGGGCUUCCUGGAGAGAGACCUCCAGCCGUCCUGUCAGCUGGCCUGUCUGGAAACCAUCCGCAUCCUGUCCCGUGACAAGAAGAGCUUGGCUCCCUUCGCCACCCGCCACGCCAUGCAGAUCCUGAUCCGACUCGCCGGCCUCGGGCAGGGUGAGGGCGUCACGCCUGAGAUCCCGGACCUGGAGGUGAUCGUGGAGGCCCUGAAGUGCUUGUGCAACAUCGUGUUCAACAGCGGUUCUGCACAGGAGGCGGGGGCGGAGCUCCAGCUGAUCGUGGGAUUGGCCGAGAGGCUUAAGCAAUGCCGCGAGCCGCAGUGGAACCACGAGGUGCGAUUCUUCGACCUGCGCCUCACGUUUUUGAUCACGGCCCUGCGCGUGGACGUGAGAGCCCAACUGGCACGCGAGCUGCGGGGUGUUAGCCUGCUGUCGGAGGCUCUGGAUGCCACGCUUGGCCUCUGCUGGCCCGACAUGUACGAGGUGGCCCGUGCGGGAUUCGACGGCUGCUCAGAGCUGCCCCUGCUGGGCAGGCAGGAGACCGAGCGAGCCAUGGAGAUCCUGAAGAUCCUCUUUAACGUCACUUUUGAUUCCAACCGCCGCACGGUGGACGAGGAAGAAGCAGCCACUUACAGACACCUGGGAGCCAUACUGAGACACUGCAUCAUGAGCAGCUCAGAGGGAGAGGAGCGCACAGAAGAGAUGCACAGCCACACGGUGAACCUGCUGGGAAACCUGCCGCUUCCGUGUCUUGACGUUUUGCUGAUGCCUAAAGUCCAGCAGGGCUCUAUCGAGUACAUGGGCGUCAACAUGGACGCUGUUAUGGUGCUGCUGGAGUUUAUGGAGAAAAGACUCGACCGGGGAAACAAGCUAAAGGAAACCCUGCUGCCCUCAUUAAAUCUACUAACCGAGAGCUCUCGCAUCCACAGAGAGACCAGGAAGUUUUUACGAAUGAAGGUGCUUCCCCCAUUACGAGAUGUCAAAAACAGACCUGAGGUCGGUAACGCUUUACGGAACAAGAUAGUGCGUCUAAUGACGCACAUAGACACGGACGUGAAGCACUGUGCAGCCGAGUUCCUGUUUGUCCUGUGCAAGGAGAGUGUUUCCAGGUUUAUUAAGUACACGGGUUACGGUAACGCGGCGGGACUCCUGGCCGCUCGAGGGCUGAUGAGAGGUGGUCGAGAUCCUGGACUUUACUCUGAAGAUGAGGACAGCGAUACUGAGGAGUACAGAGAGGCAAAACCUCAUAUCAAUCCAGUGACUGGCCGUGUGGAGGAGGAGCAGCCCAACCCUAUGGAGGGAAUGACCGAAGAACAGAAGGAAUACGAAGCCAUGAAACUGGUCAACAUGUUCGACAAACUCUCUAGGGAGCAGGUGAUCCAGCCGAUGAAAAUUGGAGCCGAUGGUAAAAUGACUUCAGUGGAACCACAAGAGCUUCGUUUUUUAGCCCGCCAACAGUUCGGAGAGUCCAAUAAUUCUGACAGUGACAGCGACUCGAACUAAUCCGAGUCUUUUAACAGGACGGAUAGAAUCACUUAUCAAAUUGUAAUCAAAAACGAACGUUUUUGAUGAAUUAUAUUAUGGAAUUGAAUCUUUUGACACUUUAGGAUUUAAAUGCUUGGUUUUUACUCUUAAGGAAAACAUCUGGUGAAUGUUAUUUUGACAUUUCAUUUGAGGUUUAUUGUGUUGGCCUGUCUUUAGGUAAUAUUUUCUGUACAAUGACAGUGAAAACAUGGUUUGUUUACACAGUGUUAGUUUACUAAUAUUACAGAAUUAAUUGAAUGGAACUCUAACUUGUUACACAUCACGGGAGCACAGAUAUUAGUUUUCAUUUAAAAUGUCAAUGUGAAAAAUGAUGAGAUUGAUGGAGCACUGAUAUUUAUUUAUUUAUUUGGUUUUAGUAUGAGCUGAGCAGGAGCAUUUUUAAAGUUAUGAUACAUAGAUAGUUUAUUAUAUUUUAUGAGGAAAAAAACGGUUCAACUUUUUUGGGACAUGAGCAUAUAAAGCCCUCCUGUAAUCAACUUUUAAUUUGUUCUUUGUGGUAAAGGGAUGAAUUGCUGUAUAUUGUUAUUGGUGGCCUGUGUAGUUGUGUAUGAAAGACUGAAGGGAAUGUUGUAUGAUUUGUAUCACAUGUUAAAAGAAAUUUAUUGUGAGACGAUAAUAAAAGAGCUGAAUUUGU
Pimephales promelas (fathead minnow) is the source of this 2509-nucleotide messenger RNA. The record is from RefSeq and is a predicted model, not a curated record. NCBI's taxonomy places the organism in Eukaryota, Metazoa, Chordata, Actinopteri, Cypriniformes, Leuciscidae.